AUGUACCUUAUUGCAACAGGGUUUUUGAUAUUAGAAUGUGACAACUUACAAAAGCUUUUUCCAGAGUUCAUGAUUAAACUUGGGGCAUUGACACUAGAUGGAAAACAGUCAUUCGUUAUAAUCACAGGACUAUUACUUUCACCAUCAAUGUUGUUAACUGACUUGAGUAUGCUCUCCUAUAUCUCGGCCACUGGAGUAUUCUCUUGCCUUGUCAUUGUCGUCUCCAUCUUUUGUGUUGGUGCAUUCGACGGUGUUGGUUUUCAUGCAAAAGGAAGUGUUCUGUUAAAUCUCGAUACUCUUCCUACAGCAGUUGGCUUAUAUAUUGUUUCAUUUGGUGGACACCCAGUCAUCCCUUCAAUAUACAUGUCUAUUUUUGUUCUGGCAACUCUCAACUACAUGACAAUAGCGAUAUUGGGCUAUCUUAUGUAUGGAGAUGGUGUUGAAUCAGAAAUUACCAACGAAUAUUCCUUGUUGGUAGCCCCAAUUGCAACUGCCAUUGAAGGUGGACUAUCAGAAAAGUACAAGAAUCAGAAACCGGUGAGAUUGCUCAUAAGAGUAGCAUUGCUGAUCAGUACUGUUAUUGUGGCCUAUGUCUUCCCAUAUUACGAGUCCUUGAUGGCCAUUGUUGGGUCAGUUUUUGUUGCUUCGGCUUCUUUUCUGCUCCCAUGCUUGUGCUACUUGAAGAUUUCUGAUCUCAAUUGGAAUUGGAACUGUGAGCAGAUGGGCAUUGUUGGGAUAAUUGUAUUUGGAAUUUUGGCUGGGGUUUUGGGGACUUAUUCAUCUAUUUCUGAACUUCUAACAUAA
Molecule: messenger RNA, 804 nt
Organism: Vitis vinifera (wine grape)
Lineage: Eukaryota; Viridiplantae; Streptophyta; Magnoliopsida; Vitales; Vitaceae
Product: amino acid transporter AVT1I-like
Exons: 3
Coding region: 1-804 (267 amino acids)
Cellular component (GO): plasma membrane
Source: RefSeq, a predicted model, not a curated record